Messenger RNA from Sinocyclocheilus rhinocerous, 1985 nucleotides. Its product is annotated as solute carrier family 2, facilitated glucose transporter member 11. Gene Ontology annotation, biological process: dehydroascorbic acid transport. Gene Ontology annotation, cellular component: plasma membrane. The record is from RefSeq and is a predicted model, not a curated record. NCBI's taxonomy places the organism in Eukaryota, Metazoa, Chordata, Actinopteri, Cypriniformes, Cyprinidae. Gene Ontology annotation, molecular function: D-glucose transmembrane transporter activity. Bases 32 to 1552 code for a protein of 506 amino acids. The transcript has a single exon.
AUAUAAAAAGUAAAAAAAAAAAUAAAAAAAAAUGAAUGACACUAUGAAGCGAGGAGGUUGCACUCGCACUCUUGCAUUAACUGUGUGCUCUGCAGCCAUUGGUGGCACUUUUCAGUAUGGCUACAAUAUUUCAAUCAUCAAUGCACCCACAGCUUAUGUGCAGAAGUUCAUUAAUGAGACCUGUAUGAAGAGAUGGGGCACCUCUCUUGAGGCCAGUCAGGUGACACUGAUGUGGACCUUUAUUGUCUCCAUUUACUCACUCGGGGGACUUCUGGGAUCCCUGCUUGCUGGCCCAAUGGCUAUUAAGUGCGGACGUAAAGGUGCACUGCUGCUAAACAACUGCUUCCUUUUUGUGAGCGCAGUGCUGGCUCUGUGCAGUCGCUCCGCUGGCUCUUUUGAGAUGAUCAUCCUUGCUCGUCUGCUGGUGGGGGUCAAUGCUGGGGUUAGUAUGAACGUCCAGCCCAUGUACUUCGGAGAGAGUGCACCCAAGCACCUGAGAGGUGCUGUUGCCUUUUCGUCUGCUGUUUUCACUGCUCUAGGGAUCUUGAUGGGCCAGGUAAUGGGUCUGACUGAAGUUUUGGGGAGUGAAUCUCUCUGGCCUUAUCUGCUGGCGAGCAACGCUCUCCCCGGCGUAGUGCAGCUGGUCACUUUGCCCUGGUUUCCAGAGAGCCCACGUUACCUGCUCAUCGACCGAGGAGACCGAGAGGCAUGCGGUCAAGCCCUGAAACGCCUCCGAGCGUGCAGCGUUUUUACUGAUGAGCUGGAAGAGAUCCUCCAGGAGCGGGCAGAAGCAGGCGAAGCCCGUGCCAAAACGCUGUGGGAGCUGUUAAGUGACCGAAGUCUUCGCAGGCAGCUCUGCACCGUGAUGGUUGCCAGCAGUGCCAUGAUGUUGUGUGGAAAUGAUUCCAUUUACUUCUACGCCUCCUAUAUCUUUCAAGAAGCCGGUAUUCCAACGGACAGGAUUCAGUAUGUCACGAUCGGCACGGGUGCCUGCGAGUUCACGUCUGCUCUGGUGUGUAAUCUCCUGAUCGAGCGCGUUGGCCGCAGGCUGCUCCUCGCAGGCGGGUAUCUGCUCAUGGCUUGCUGGGCGGUGGUCUUCACUGUCGCUCUUUCGCUGGAGGGCAAAGUGGCCGGCAUGCCCUAUCUGAGUAUGGUCUGCAUGUUCGCCUACAUCUUGAGCUUUGGCAUGGGCCCCGCAGGGGUCACCGGGAUCCUUCCCGCCGAGCUCUUUGACCAAAUGGCGCGUCCCGCAGCUUACAUGGUUGCCGGUUCCAUGAUGUGGCUUAACCUCUUCAUCAUAGGAAUGGCGUUUCCGUUCAUAGUUAAGGGCCUGGGACAGUUCUGCUUCAUCCCCUUCUGUGGAGUUUGUGUGACGGCAUGUCUUUUCGUCAGUUUCGCUUUGCCUGAAACCAAAGGAAGGACUCUAGCAGAGAUCACUGAGGAGUUUGAGAAGCGGAAUAAGAAAGGCACAGCCAAUGGGCUUCCUAAAAACGGGCAGCAAUGUCAAAGUCUGACGGAUCCAUCCGAAUUCCUAGAGACUGAGAAGAUCUGAGAGAGAUCAGGCUGAUUUUGUGUUGCUACUGUGUUCAGAUUUUAUCCGUUUUUUCUGUCUAUUAAUUUAUUUAAAAAUACCUUGAAAAUGCCAUAUAUAGUUCAUCCAAGAAAAUUAUAAGCUUGUGUACACUUAGAUGUAUUAAAGGGAAAUGUUAUAAAUUUUUACUUGAUGGUUACACUACAAUAUUGUUGUUGUUAAAUCGUUAAAUGGAAACGUUUCUUGAAAAUGGCACAAAAAGCCAUAUGAAACUAGCAUGAAUACCUCAUGAAAAAAAAGAGCUUUUCUGACGUGACGCACUUUGAGCUGCGUCUGAUUUAAAAAUGCUGCAUGUUGCAAAUGUUUUUUUAAUUUAUUUAUUUAACUUUUAUUAUGUAUUCUUAAUUAUCAUCUGUCUUUUCUCCCCUCCUCCUUCCCAUUUGAUUGUUAAAGU